UGAUUCUUUUCUCUGCUUGUUACAAGCAAGUUCUAGCAGUUAGUUACUACAGUAAUUAAGUAGUCUAGCUGUAAGAGUAACUACGAGUUCCCCUCGUCUCUUUUAACCUGAUCGAAAGAACCAAGCAUUUUGUUCGGAUAUCUUCACUAUCUUACAGAAUAAAACUUGUACUAUUUUAAAUAGUACACUUGACCCUUGCCUAAUAUCAGUCUUUCCUUCCUUCUACUACCUUACCCGCAUUAAUAAUCGCUUGUGGUUUUUUGUUUUGAGAGCCUGCCAGGUAGCGUGUGAACUAAACGCAGACUCUUCCUGAAGUGGCAGAACCAGACUCAGGGACAAUGUUAAACCAUAGACUGGACAGCGCGUUGGACCUGCGGAGGCUGCAGAAAAACUACAUAGUCAGGUGUAACGAGGACCUGUCGAACAUUCUACAAGGUGGCACCGGGAAUCACGAAGAUUAUGUUGCGUUGCAUCUUUUAGUUGAAUGGUCUGGUUGAAUGAUCUAGUUGAAUGGUCUAGUUGAAUGAUCUAGUUGAAUGGUCUGGUUGAAUGGUCUGGUUGAAUCUUCUGGUUGAAUGGUCUGGUUGAAUGGUCUAGUUGAAUCUUCUGGUUGAAUGGUCUAGUUGAAUGGUCUAGUUGAAUGGUCUAGUUGAAUGGUCUAGUUGAAUGGUCUAGCCAAGGAAUAAGACAGAGCACGAAGAAGGAACAUCCAACCCCCCCCCCCUGCAACUAAAACAUGUUGUCCCUCCCCUUAAACAUGUUGUAACUACCCCCAGAGUGGGUAAACUACUACUACUACCUCGUAGUGCAACCUUCUAAUCCCAAGUCGUCCUGAUCCGUGGGGAUCCGGUACGUCCAUGCGCUCAGAUUGCGAGAUGUGAAGGGAUGUUGAGGAAAAUGAGACACGUUUUAGCCCAGGUGAUGCAGAAACAGCUAUUGCUAGAGAUGGAGGCACAGGUAAGUUGGGAGAGUUUAUUCGGUUUGAAAAAGUGAGUUUUUUACUACAGAUGGUAAGCAUCGACUGUAGCUUUCUGAUGACAUGAAUCUUAUAAUUUUAAGGCGAAUACGCAGUCUUUCACUUGCGCUAACUUUGAAUUAAGCUUUGUCAUGAGUUUUUUGUAGUUGUAAGCACCAAUGAAAGCACUUAUAACCAUCAAAGCAGGGUUCGAACGCGAAGCAGAACAUGCGACAAAAUUUGAGAUCGAGUCUGCAACAUGCGCAUGCAAGAAUUUCGGAAAAAAUCCAGGAAACGGAGAAGCACUUGUUACGCUUGCAGGCGAGAUGAUUUUAUUUGGGUUUAUUUUCUCGGGGAAGUGAGGCAAAGGUUGCGGAAGCUAUCGAAUUGUGUUUACUUUUUUGGUAGAAUAUGGAAACGUCUUUUGCAAGGCGGAGUCCUCCUGUGUACGAUAUUCAUACGGUGUUGUACUGAACUGUACUCUAGAUUGGGUGUGUUGAUUGUGUAGAAAAAAGAUGAUGAUGCAAAUUUCGCACAUUGUCACGCAAACAAUCAAACACCUAUCGAGGAGCUAUCCUGAUUGACUAUAAAACAAAAUGUAUAGAGAUAGAGUCUGUCUUUGGGUCUUCUACAGGUAAGGCUACCAGAAUUUGGGCGGACCCGUUUGUACGAUGAAAACGUCAUUAACACUGAUACAACUAAGUCGAGGACAUGAGGCCCCUGGGCGGGGGAUUCCCCAGCUUUGCUGCUUCGAUUAAGAGCUAC
Molecule: messenger RNA, 1720 nt
Organism: Amoebophrya sp. A25
Lineage: Eukaryota; Dinophyceae; Syndiniales; Amoebophryaceae
Source: the annotation of a GenBank genome assembly